AAAUCUCAGAUAGGGAUUAGGGUGAGAGAUGAAGUAAAACCCUCAACAACCCUUCAAACUUCACUUCAAACCUCACAAUCCAAACCAUAACAAACAAGGAGCCACAGACCAUAUAAGAGUGCGGCACAAAAAUAAGAGAGAGAAAGAAAAAACUAGAAGAGUUGAGUUCAUCCAUCGAUCGGUAGAUAGAUAUGAAGAAGCGCAAAGUUCAUCCAUCACCACCCGCUGUUUCCGACCACCUUGCGUUCCUUCCGGCAACGCUACUGACACUGACGGUGACGCUUUCCCCAGAAGAAAAGGAGGUGCUGGCGUAUCUCAUCUCUUGCACCGGAAACUCAACGGAUGUUCGGAGGAACACCCAGAAGACUGCUGCUGUUGCCGGCCGCGGUGGUGGAGAUCAUCCAUCAUCGUUUAACUGUAACUGUUUCCGAUGCUAUAUGAGCUAUUGGGUUCGGUGGGAUUCUUCACCAAACCGUCAACUUAUACACGAGAUACUUGAUGCCUUCGAAGAUGGGUUACUGCAACAUCAAAGAGCUAACUCUAACUACAAGAACAAAAGAGAGAGAAAGAAGAGAGGUGGUCACGGUUCGAACAACGAUGUGAAGCCUUUUGAAGAGGGUUCGGUGUCCGGCACGAGUUGGAUGAGUUUGAUGCGGUGGAUGUGAGCAGCGAUGGUGGUAGUGACGGCGAUCUGACGGUGGUUGUGGUGGUUGCGGAGGGGAGGAAGAGGAGGAGAAAGGAUCGAUGAGGCGGUUUGUGAGUUUUAUUGGGGAGAGGAUUUGGGGCGUUUGGAAUCUAUAGAAAAAAGAAGGGAUUAGAUAUAGAAAAAAAAGGUGGGUGGAGCUCCUCUUCCCUGCUCCCUGCUUAAGGAUGCUCUUUCUUCUUUAUAUUUGCUCUUAUUUAUUUUAUUUUUCCCUUCUUUCCACUUGUUUAUACUACCCUUUUUGAUAAUGUAAGAUGGGUAUUUUGAAUUAGCACAAGCUUUUUCUGUCUGAAACUUGGAAUGAAGAUGGUCUGGUCUGGCUUUUGAUGAUAAA
This is a messenger RNA of Macadamia integrifolia, 1037 nucleotides long. RefSeq lists its product as uncharacterized. Lineage: Eukaryota; Viridiplantae; Streptophyta; Magnoliopsida; Proteales; Proteaceae. The record is from RefSeq and is a predicted model, not a curated record. The transcript has a single exon. The coding region runs from base 192 to 665 and encodes 157 amino acids.